Molecule: messenger RNA, 1011 nt
Organism: Ctenopharyngodon idella (grass carp)
Lineage: Eukaryota; Metazoa; Chordata; Actinopteri; Cypriniformes; Xenocyprididae
Gene: sdhaf2
Product: succinate dehydrogenase complex assembly factor 2
Exons: 4
Coding region: 277-753 (158 amino acids)
Biological process (GO): mitochondrial respiratory chain complex II assembly; protein-FAD linkage; mitochondrial electron transport, succinate to ubiquinone
Cellular component (GO): mitochondrion
Source: RefSeq, a predicted model, not a curated record
GUAUCUUUUAAACUUGUCUGCCCAGUGGUCAAGGACAAACUCAAGAUUAAAAUACACACUUGUCAUGUGUACACGGCAUAGAAAACAAAGAACUAUUCAAAGCAACAUUCAAAUAAUAUUCAAAUAAGAAAAUUAUAUUGACCUUACCAACAUGGCGCUCCGCUGCGUUUCCUGCUCUGGUUGUGAAACAGUUGCAUAAACUCUACUUCAGAAUAAAAUAUUGUUAGCCAGGCACCGGAUCAGAGUCACACAUCACUGAAGAUACCUCUCAAUAACAUGUUAUCAGCAGCUAUUGCAAGAAAGGUUGUUGGUUCGGUUUGCCGAGCAUCACUGCGUCCAGCUGUUGGCACGGUGAUUUCUCGGGGUUACCGAGGUGAUGCCCCGGAACCAACCAUCAUUGAGAUCCCGCUGCCGCCGUGGCAGGAGAAGACAGGCGAGUCCCUGGAGAUCAAGAGGAAGAGACUCCUGUAUGAGAGCCGCAAGAGAGGCAUGCUGGAGAACUGCAUCCUUCUCAGUCUUUUUGCAAAGCAGUACCUGAAUACAAUGAGUGAAUCACAGCUCAAGCAGUACGACAGAAUCAUCAAUGAACCCAGCAACGACUGGGACAUCUACUACUGGGCAACAGAGGCUCUGCCCACACCUGAUGAGUACCAGGGCGAGGUGAUGGACAUGCUCAAAGAGUUCACCAAGAACAAGGACAUGGAGCAGCGUCUAGAUGCCCCCAAUCUUGAAUAUCUGGACAAGAGCAGUUAAAACUCAGCCUUCUGCCAGAGACUGUCAUAGCAAACCAGAACUGAGCUCAUACAAGCACCUGAGACACAACAGCCAUCAUAGGCCAAUAUAUAUAUAUAUAUAUAUAUAUAUAUAUUCAAAUACAUUAAAUAUAUAUGGUAAAUUAACGCACCCAUGCAUAUAUAAAUAAAUUAUAUAUAUAAACCGCAAUUUUGAAUAAAUGCUGUACAGUGACUGUGAUGUGAAACUACCAGUUGUAUUAAAGUUUGUUCUAAUCGA